AUGAAAAAGAUUCAAAAGACCAAAGGAAGAUAUAACGGCAUGUGGUCAUCUCUACAAGGACGGAGUCGUGUUGAAUUCGAGGUCAAUCAUAUUUUGCAAGCCUAUGCUCAAGUGAUUCAUGAAGCAAAUUCCGAAGGAGAAAAGAAAGAGCUUAUCGAGGAUUGUCGAGAAGAUGUGGAGACUUUCAUCAAGAGCGAGACGCCUGAACUUACGCUCGAUGUCACCAAUUUUCUCAAUCAAUUCAUUGAGCUUGAAUGUCAGAUUGAGAAUCUUGCGCCAGCCGAAAGAGAAACCGAACGACGUCGAUUGAUGAUGUGCUUCAUACAAGAUGACGAUCUGCAAUUCAUCUACUCCGAUUCUGAUUCCGACUACGAAAUAACUGAAAGUGAAGAAGAACAAGACGAAGAGUCGGAUUUCGAUGAGAUAGCACCAAAAUGUACCGUCAAAAAAGAUUCGGAGAAAGUGGAUUGCGAGCAAGUUGAUAAGGAAAAUAGAAAAGACGCACGGAAACUAAUGACAAUUAAAGAAAUUGGCGAGUCGGAAAUUGAGCAGAAUAUUAAAGGCAAACCGAAACGCAAGCCUUGUAAGGAGUUGGUAAAAAAUGGCAGUCGUGAUCGUACUGGAUCGGAGCAUAAUGAUAGUCUUGUGGAAGUUUGUCGUGGUGAAAUCGAAAAUUUAGAAAUCGAUCGACAAGAAUUGUCGGAUUCGUAUCAAAUUCUAGUGGAAUCCGAAGACGACGAGACUUAUUAUUGUGAAUUGGCGACGUCUGAAGACGAAGAGCACCUUGGCAAAUCUGAUGCUGAGAAAUAUGAAAUCAAGAAAUCGAAGGAAGUUUGUACAUAUCAAACUUAUGACAUCAGUAAACUUGUUCGUGGUUCUGAAAAUGAAGAUCCUAUGAAAAUUUUCAAAAAAAUUACCAGCGCAUUCAAUGCUCAAUUCACAUUCCCGAUGGCCGAUGACGCUGACCGCAAUCUUGAGAUGAUCUACGAGGAAGUCAAACGAACGCGUCGCGAACUGUUUUUGAGACUUCCUAUGGAGCACGCCGCCCGCUUCACCGUCAAUAUGAUCAUUUAUCGCAGUGUUGAGGUCAUCAUCGAGAAUCGGGAAUCAUCGGUGGAGCUGUUGCGCGCGUGCUUCCGCGACAUCGACGUCUUCCUCAAUCACUUCAAUCCGACGUUUGUGCUCGAUCACAGCGAGCUCAUUCGCAGCUAUCGGCUAUUCAUGCGAUUAGCCGAACAACACACUAAUGAGCCGGCGCUUCUCCGCAAAAUCCGAAUGAACGUGCUGCUUCUGACGAUGUCGGGCGAUUAUUUGUGGGAGGAAUUGGAACGACGGCGAAACAAUGAAAAUUUGAUCAAUCGCGCCGAGAAUCUGCUUCAACAAUACGAACAAAUGGAAAACGUUGAAGAUGAUAUUUAG
Messenger RNA from Caenorhabditis bovis, 1419 nucleotides. NCBI's taxonomy places the organism in Eukaryota, Metazoa, Nematoda, Chromadorea, Rhabditida, Rhabditidae. The record is from the annotation of a GenBank genome assembly.